AUGGACUCAUAUUCCGCGAGGGGGAAUAGCAUCUUCUGCACCUUCGUCACGGUGCUGGGGACCACGGCAGUCUUGAACCACCUCUCGACCUUCCUACCCAUGAAGCAGUUCGAUGUUCGAACAUCUGGCACCGUGCACCUAAACAAGAUACAUGACCUCAUUCCCAACUCGCACCAUGCUUGCGACCAGAGUGUGCUCUCAUUCAACGUUAGCCAUCAGCUCUCCAGCGAAUUCCACUGGAACAUGAACCAGCUGUUCGUCUACCUUGUUGCGACGUACAAUGACACGGCCUCCAACAUGAGGAACGAGGCCUUGCUGAAAUGUUUUGUGCUCUUCGCGCAGACAGAGCAAAGCGUCGGUUACACUCUGGGCUGGGAGCUUAGCAGGAAGGCCUUCCUUGAUCGGUAA
Symbiodinium pilosum is the source of this 408-nucleotide messenger RNA. The record is from the annotation of a GenBank genome assembly. NCBI's taxonomy places the organism in Eukaryota, Dinophyceae, Suessiales, Symbiodiniaceae.